GAUCAUUAUUUAUUGUGUGCGUCAGUGCCGUGCGUGUCUUCUCUCUCUCUUGCUCGUCAUGUAUUCAUCGCACUUUACCGAAACCCUAGAAAUUCAUCUUCGAAGAUCUCUGAACUGUUGCUAAUUAACGGAUACCUAAUAUCUGCUCGCCAGAAUCUCCAUAUUUUCGAAGUCCAACCAAGUCAUUUUCUUCGUAAAGGUUCCAAUAACCCUAGCUAGAUCUAUUGACAAUUGAGAUUUCAUCUCGAUUACUCCAAACCACAUCGGAUUUUAGAAUUGAUUUGGUUUCAAUAAAUUCUCGGGAAAGUUUUAGUGCCAUAUCAUUCGUAAUCGUUGUGUAUGGUGGGCAUGGGAAGGGUUUACAGAGAAACCUCCAAGCCCUCAUCAUCAUCACCGUCAACGCCUUCGGUCACGACAUCGACUUCGAUCUCCGAAACAGUGACUGGUUCGCAUGAGUUCAGGAUCAAUGGGUACUCGCUUUCAAAAGGGAUUGGGAUUGGGAAGUACAUGGCGUCCGAUGUGUUCGUGGUCGGUGGGUAUGCGUGGGCGAUCUACUUCUAUCCGGACGGGAAAAGUAUAGAGGACAAUGCCACGUAUGUUUCUGUGUUCAUUGCGCUUGCCAGUGAGGGUACGGAUGUUAGGGCGCUUUUCGAAUUGACGCUUGUGGAUCAGAGUGGGAAAGGGAGGCAUAAGGUUCAUACCCAUUUUGGGAGAGCGUUGGAGAGUGGGCCUUACACACUUAAAUACCGAGGAAGCAUGUGGGGUUAUAAGCGGUUUUUCAAAAGAACUGCUUUAGAGACAUCAGACUACCUGAAAGAUGAUUGCCUUGUUGUUAAUUGUAGUGUUGGUGUAGUUAGGUCCCACACAGAGGGCCCUAAGAUAUAUAGUAUACCAGUACCACCAUCCGACAUUGGUCAGCAUUUUGGACAGCUGCUGGAAAGUGGAGAGGGCACUGAUGUAAGUUUUGAAGUUAAUGGGGAAAUAUUUGCUGCUCACAAGUUGGUACUUGCGGCUCGCUCACCUGUGUUCAGGGCUCAACUUUUUGGUCCAAUGAAGGAUCAAAAUACACAAUUUAUAAGCGUAGAGGACAUGGAGGCUCCUGUAUUUAAGGCUUUACUUCAUUUUAUAUAUUGGGAUUCACUGCCUGACAUGGAAGAGCUUACUGGUAUGAACUCCAAGUGGGCAUCUACUUUGAUGUCUCAGCACCUGCUUGCAGCUGCUGAUCGCUAUGGUUUAGAUAGGCUCAGGUUGCUCUGUGAGGGUAAUCUAUGUGAGGAUGUUGCUAUAAACACUGUUGCAACGACAUUGGCCCUAGCUGAGCAGCAUCACUGUUUUCAACUGAAAUCAGUUUGUCUUGAUUUCGUUGCAAAUCCUGAAAAUCUCCGAGCUGUAAUGCAGACGGAUGGUUUUGGAUACUUGAAAGAAAGUUGCCCUUCUGUUUUGACUGAACUCUUGGAGUAUGUGGCUAGGAUGAAUGAGCACUCGGUCAUUACCACCAAGCAUGGGAAUGAAGCAUUUCUGGAUGGCAGUGAUGUUAACGGUAGACGGGUGAAGCAAAGGAUUUAAUAAACAUUGCUUGUCACAUUCGCUUUGCAGUCUUAACAAGAAAAAAAAAGCUGAAAGCUUUUCUAGGUUUAGGAUCUUUUUGGGUCGUUCGCUUUUUCUAAUCCGAUGGGGUUGUAAAUUUAGUGGUUCUCAAUUGGUGUCUGUACUUUUCCUGUAAUUUUUAGUUUGCUUGUUCUUCUCUUUGACUUCGUAGUAGAUGUGUGGUUGAUCAGAUUUGUGGACUUAGAUACAAAUUGUUGACCAACUAACCUUAACAAUGGUACAUGUUGCUGCUGUUUGUUGUCAUAUUGCAUUUGAGGUAAUGAACGAUGGUCUUUCUAUCUGCCUGUGAGUUGU
This is a messenger RNA of Ilex paraguariensis (yerba mate), 1902 nucleotides long. The record is from the annotation of a GenBank genome assembly. NCBI's taxonomy places the organism in Eukaryota, Viridiplantae, Streptophyta, Magnoliopsida, Aquifoliales, Aquifoliaceae.